AAUCUCGUACGGGGGCACCCCGGCGGAGACGAAAAGGGAGAACCGCUCGACUAUUUCGCCUACUACGACGAGGGGGUCGUGGUCCCUGACCGACGCGAGGGUAACGAGCAAAAUUUGGAAGUUGGUGAACAAUCUGGAGGAGGAGGAGGAGGAGGAGGAACGAAAAGAAAGUUGGACUUGGAAGAGGCGGAAGAGGGUGAGUUCCAAUUAAUGCCCACUUCCACCGCUACCCACAGCCCAGACGGAGUCUCUCCUCCAAAGAAGAUUCCCCGGGGCCCGUUGCCACGGAGCGUUGUUUGGGGUGUGCCUGACGACAAACCCAAAAAGCAACGCAGUUCUCCGAUAAUUAGCUCGGUAAGACAGGAGCAACAAGCUAUGAGGUUCCAAGUCUCCUCAUUGGCUGACGAAUUGAGUCGAAAGCUGCAGUUCCUUCACGUCAGUAGCGACGGUGUGUCAGACAUGCAGAUCCUACAAGUGGAAGUCAAGACCACACCCACAACCCGCAAAACCGGUUUUUCAAACUGGUCAACCGUCAACCACUCCCUCUCGUCCCCAAACAAUGACUUCAUCGCAAGCUCCACCCGUGACGUCACCGGGCCCCACCCAAACGAUUACAUCGCCAUCAUCUGUUGCCACGGUAACCAAGAAACGGUGAAAUCUGCAGCUCUCCCUCAUCAGGUGACGCGUGCGCUGGUCACCCCGGAGAUGAAGCAGUUGGCAAAGGUCGCCGCUGCCACGGCCAAAAAAAAGGAGAGAAACAGAAAAAGGAUGUGGCCACGCCUACUGGAGCAUUUCUCGAGGGAGGGGAGAUGGUCCGGCUCCUAUGGUGGGUUCAUCUUUUGA
Geodia barretti is the source of this 843-nucleotide messenger RNA. Lineage: Eukaryota; Metazoa; Porifera; Demospongiae; Tetractinellida; Geodiidae. The record is from the annotation of a GenBank genome assembly.